AUGCCUCCUUUCCUUCUCCCGUCGCCUUGAGAGAAGAAGAAGGAAAAAAAAAAAAAUCUAAAAUCCAAAUUCCAAUAAAACAGAACAAAAAUGGAGUCUUUUGAAUCCAACUUGAUCAAAGAAGAUCAGCAAAUCACCAACACUCACAUCACCAAUAACGCAGAUCACGGCUGGCAAAAGGUCAUCUACUCCAAGCGCCAGAGGAAGCAGAAGCCCACGGAUUCUGACUCCUCGGCUGCGAAUGCCGGAAAAAUCAAUGGAACUGCCGUCCCCAACGACAAGUCUAACGUCUUCCGCUCCUUGGAGCAGCAAUCUGAAGAGCGCCGCCGCCGAAUCAUUGAGUCUCAGAGAGAUGCAAUUGCCGCCGUUGAGGCUCCGGUGAGAUCGAAGCAUCGAUCUGACGAUGAGGACGAAAAUGAGGAUGAUAGCGACGAUGCUGCGCCUUCCAAAGGAAAUGAGAAGAUGGAAGAGAAGAAGGUGAAGCAGAAGAAACCGAAAAAACCGAAGGUGACUUUGGCAGAAGCCGCCGCGAAGAUUGAUUCGGCGGAUCUCGCCGCUUUUCUUGCUGAUAUAUCGGCAUCGUAUGAGGAGCAGCAGGAGAUACUGCUAAUGAGGUUUGCUGAUUACUUUGGGAGAGCGUUUUCUGCGGUGAGUUCGGCCCAGUUUCCAUGGGUGAAGUUGUUCCGGGAGAAUACAGUGUCGAAAAUGACCGAUAUCCCCCUGUCUCACAUUUCUGACGCUGUUUAUAAAACAUCAGUAGACUGGAUUAACCAACGUUCCAUUGAGGCACUUGGUUCCUUUGUAUUGUGGUCUUUGGAUAGCAUUCUUGCAGACUUAGCAAGCCAGCAAGUUGGUUCAAAAGCUGCUAAAAAGGGUGUGCAACAUGUAUCGUCAAAAUCACAGGUUGCUAUCUUUGUGGUCCUAGCAAUGGUUUUGCGACGAAAGCCUGAUGCUUUACUUAAUGUAUUGCCAACAUUGAGGGAAAGUUCAAAGUAUCAAGGACAAGACAAGCUUCCUAUCGUUGCAUGGAUGAUAGCCCAGGUCUGUCAAGGAGAUUUGACUGUAGGGUUGUACUCAUGGGCACAUAGCCUCUUGCCAAUAGUGAGCAGCAAAAGUUCUAAUCCACAGUCGAGGGAUAUAAUUUUGCAGCUAGUAGAAAAAAUUUUGUCUUCCACAAAGGCUCGUACAAUUUUAGUGAGUGGUGCUGUUAGAAAGGGGGAGCGCUUGGUGCCACCUUUUGCAUUUGAGAUACUAUUGCGAGUUACCUUCCCUGCAUCUUCAGCUACAGUAAAGGCUACUGAGAGGUUUAAGGCAGUAUAUCCCACUCUAAGAGAGGUGGCUCUGGCUGGCUCUACAGGAAGCAAAGCAAUGAAACAAGUAUCAUUGCAGAUACUAAGUUUUGCUAUUAAAGCAGCAGGAGAAACAGGCAAUCCUGAGUUAUCUAAGGAAGCAGCUGGCAUUUGUAUCUGGUGUUUGACCCAGAAUGCUGAAUGCUACAAGCAUUGGGACAAGGUUUACCAAGAGAAUCUAGAGGCUAGCAUUGCCAUUCUUAAAAAACUUUCUGAGGAGUGGAAGGAGGUCUCUGUGAAACUGGCUUCUCUUGACCCACUGAGGGAAACUAUAAAGAAUUUCAGGCAGAAGAAUGAGAAAGCACUGGCAAAGACAGAAUAUGCUGCUCACCAUGCAUUCUAUAGGGAUGCUGACAAAUACUGCAAGUUGAUAUUGGGAAAGUUAUCCCAUGGCCAUUGUUGCGCAAAAAGUUUGGCUUUUGCUGUCAUUGCUCUGGCUGUUGGUGCUGUCUUCCUUUCCCCGAAUAUGGAGUCCUUGGAUUGGAAGAAACUGGUUGUAGUUGUCAACUCCCAAUUCUCUCCCUGAGUUGGAUGUUCCUAGUGAUACCAUCGACCAUUAGGAUAGUAGUUUUUUUCUUAAAUUUUAUAUUUCUGAUUCUGACUAAGAGAAAAGGGAAAAAUUUUCAGUUUGAUAUUAGGGUCUCAUUUGGUGAUUCACAUACAGUACGAGAAACAUAGGCUGUUACAUUCUUUGAGAAAAGCAUGCAGUGUCCAAGGAAAAAAUAAGGAUGAGGAAAACCAUUUGGUAUAUUGUUGUUUAUUUCUACCAAGAAUAUCAAAAAAUAGUUUGAUUUGAGCU
Hevea brasiliensis (rubber tree) is the source of this 2148-nucleotide messenger RNA. RefSeq lists its product as uncharacterized. Gene Ontology annotation, cellular component: Golgi apparatus; endoplasmic reticulum. Lineage: Eukaryota; Viridiplantae; Streptophyta; Magnoliopsida; Malpighiales; Euphorbiaceae. Bases 91 to 1875 code for a protein of 594 amino acids. The transcript has 10 exons. The record is from RefSeq and is a predicted model, not a curated record.